Erinaceus europaeus (western European hedgehog) is the source of this 4540-nucleotide messenger RNA. It is a transcript of the gene PTPRJ, whose product is annotated as protein tyrosine phosphatase receptor type J. Gene Ontology annotation, molecular function: protein tyrosine phosphatase activity; cadherin binding. The record is from RefSeq and is a predicted model, not a curated record. NCBI's taxonomy places the organism in Eukaryota, Metazoa, Chordata, Mammalia, Eulipotyphla, Erinaceidae. The transcript is spliced from 23 exons. Gene Ontology annotation, biological process: protein dephosphorylation; angiogenesis. Bases 138 to 3944 code for a protein of 1268 amino acids.
CGCCGCCCCCUCCCCAGCGCCGGGCGGGCUCCGCGGCGGCCGGGCGGCCCCAGCGGGAGGAAGCGAUGAAUAUUCAGAGGGGGAGGGGGCAGGGAGGGGGCUGAGCGCUCGGCUGGGCGCCCCGCAGCCCGAGCCGCAUGACGCGCCGGGGAGGCAGCGGGAGCGGCGGGAGCUCCGGGAGCGGGGAUCCGGGCGCCGCGCACGAGCGGUGGGCGCUGCUCGCUCCGCCCCGCGAAGCCCCUGCGCGCUCGGGGACGCGUCCCCCCUGCGGCCGCCGCGCCGGGCUCCGCCGUGUGGCCGCCGCUGCCGCCGCUGCCAUGUCCCCGGGGAAGCCCGGGGCGGGCGGAGCGGGGACGAGGCGGACCGGCUGGAGGAGGAGGAGGAGGCGGAGGCGGCGGCUGGAGGCGGCGACGAGGACGCCCGGGCUGGGGCGCUCGGCGGGGCCCGAGUCGCGCGUCGCGGGCGCGUUCCAGGGCGCGCGGGGCAUGAAGCCGGCGGCGCGGGAGGUGCGGGAGGCGCGGCCGCCUCCUCGUCCGCCUGGGCUGCGCUGGGCGCUGCCGCCGCUGCUGCUGCUGUCGUUACUGGGCAAGAUCCUGUGCACAGAGCCAAAUCCUGUGUCUGGUCUCCGCUAUGACUACCUGAAUUUGACGGAAGUUGAACUGUCCUGGAAGACUGAUAACAGCACUGCCACCUGCUGGAUGAUCCUGGAAGCUACUGAAAACAAUAAGACACUGGUCAAUGACUCAACCCUGAAACCGGGGGUGCAGUACCAUGUCAAUCUGUCUUUGCAAUUAAACGAGACUUCCAUAAAUGACUUGACUGCCAUCAACAUAGAGGCCACUCCUGGCCCCCACUUCGGGCACCAGAAUGUCACCCUAGGCACCGAGCAUCCUCUGAAUGACAGCAUCAAGGUCCAGUUGGUUGGACUGAAGCCUGACACACAGUACAACGUCACCGUGUAUUCUCAAGCAGCUGAUGGCAAGAAAGGAGAGGCCCAGGUCCUGGGGUUCAGGACAGAUUCUGCUAAUGUUUUUGAUGUCAGAGUUGUGGCCAUCAGUCCCACGAACAUGACUUUGACUUGGAACAUCAGUGGCAACACAUCAUACUUUGUUUACACCUAUGAAAUCCACGUUGCUGGGGGGACCAGCCAAAACCUCAGUGUCACCGUCAACAAGACUGUUGCUGUCAUUGCCCCACUGCAGUCGAGUGCCUUGUACAACGUCACCAUAUAUCCUUUCUUGGUCAACAGCUCUGCAGGCACGCCGGGCUUCCUCCAGCUGUACACCCCCCCUGGCCCAGUGUCCGAUUUCCGAGUGAUGAGUGUCAGCACAAGGGAAAUUGGCUUAGCUUGGAACAGCAGUGACUCAAACUUAUUCAGGAUAGUUACUACAGAGACUGGAACUGGAAGAUACCAAGUGAAUACAACUGAUCACCAAAGUAUUGUCAUUGAUGGCUUAUACCCUGGAACCAAGUAUCAUUUUGAAAUAUUUCCACAAGGACCCAAUGGGACUGAAGGGGACUCCAAGACAGUGGACAGUGUUACUGAUCCCAGUGCGGUGUCUGACCUCCGUGUGGUCUCUUUCACCACAACUGAAAUGCAGUUGCAAUGGAACAGUUCAGACGGUGCUUCUGAUUACACCUACCAGCUCGUUAUCCAGAGAAACCAUGCUUCUCAAUACAGAAACACCUCGGACAAUGAAAUCACUCUCACAGAUCUGGUCCCAGGAACUUUAUAUAACAUCACCAUCUACCCAGAAUUGAAUAAUGUCCAAGGCCACGCCAACUCCACUGAGCAUUACACACGGCCCAAUGAUGUGUCUGACAUUGAAGUCAUCACCACCACCACAGCAGCCAUCCUGACGUGGCAGAAUUUGGAUGAAGCUGCUCCCACUUAUACCUACUGCCUUCUGGUCAAGAUGGAUGACAAUUUUACUGAGGUCAGAGAGGUGGUCACAGACAUUGGCGUCAACUUUACAACACUCACCGACUUGAUCCCUGGUUCCUCGUACACAGUGAUCAUCUCUACUCAAGUAGGGAAUGCCAUCAAGUCCCUGGCACCUGCCACACAGUCAUUCUGCACAGAUCCUGCGCCGGUUGCCCCCGUCCACUGUGAAGUGGUCCCCCAACAGCCCACGCUGGUUCUCAAGUGGGUCUGCCCCGAGGGCAGCAACUCAGGCUUCAAGCUGGAGGUCAGCAGGGGUGCUUGGGCCAACACCAGCGACCUGGAGAGCUGCUCCCCAGACAACGGCACCGAGUACAGGACGGAGGUCAUGCACUUGAACUUUUUUACCUUCUACAACAUCAGCGUCGCCACCGUUUCCUGCAACAAGACGGCGCCCCCCACCCACAACGCCUGCCUCACAGGCAUUGCAGCGCCCCCUAGUCCAGCUGGAUCCCCUAAUAUUACAUCUGUUAGUCACAAUUCCGUCAAGGUCAAGUUCGAUGGGUUUGAAGGCAGCCACGGACCCAUCAAAGCUUAUGCAGUCGUUGUCACCACCGGCAGGGCAGCCACCCCAUCUGCAGAUGUCUUAAGAUUCACCUACGAAGAUUUCAAGAAUGGGGCCUCGGAUACCUAUGUGACAUACCUCAUACUAACGGAGGAGAGCCUGCGUGCACAGGACUUAUCUGAAGGGCGGAAGUACGAGAUCAACGUUGGGAACAAGUCCACCACGCUCGGCUACCACAAUGGGGAACUGGAACCUCUGGGUUCCUAUCGGGCAUGUGUGGCUGGCUUCACCAACAUCACCUUCACUUCUCCCUACAACAAGCUCAUCAACGGGGCAGAGAGCUACGUGUCUUUCGGUCCCUGCUCAGAGGCUGUUGUGUUGCCUCAGGAUCCAGGUGUCAUCUGUGGAGCUGUCUUUGGCUGUAUUUUGGGGGCUCUGGUGAUUGUGGCUGUGGGCGGCUUCAUCUUCUGGAGAAAGAAGAGGAAAGAUGCAAAGAACAACGAAGUGUCCUUUACUCAAAUUAAACCUAAAAAAUCCAAGUUAAUCCGAGUGGAGAAUUUUGAGGCCUACUUUAAGAAACAGCAAGCUGACUCCAACUGUGGGUUUGCAGAAGAAUAUGAAGAUCUGAAGCCUGUUGGAAUUAGUCAACCCAAAUAUGCUGCUGAACUGGCUGAAAACAGAGGAAAGAAUCGCUAUAAUAAUGUCCUGCCUUACGAUAUUUCCCGAGUCAAGCUUUCAGUCCAGACCCAGCCAACUGAUGACUACAUCAAUGCCAACUACAUGCCUGGCUACCAUUCUAAGAAGGAUUUCAUUGCCACACAAGGACCUUUACCUAACACUUUGAAAGAUUUCUGGAGAAUGGUUUGGGAGAAAAACGUAUAUGCCAUUGUGAUGCUGACCAAGUGUGUUGAGCAGGGAAGGACCAAAUGUGAGGAGUACUGGCCCUCCAAGAAGGCUCAGGACUAUGGGGACAUAACGGUAUCAAAUACAGCAGAAAUCAUUCUUCCAGAAUGGACCAUCAGAGACUUCAUGGUGACAAAUAGCCAGACAAGUGAGACUCACCCACUGCGACAGUUCCAUUUCACCUCCUGGCCAGACCACGGUGUGCCUGACACCACUGACCUGCUCAUCAACUUCCGGUACCUUGUUCGUGACUACAUGAAACAGAGUCCCCCCGAGUCGCCGGCUCUGGUGCACUGCAGUGCCGGCGUUGGAAGGACGGGCACUUUCAUUGCUAUAGACCGUCUGAUCUAUCAGAUGGAGAAUGAGAACACCGUGGAUGUCUAUGGAAUUGUGUAUGACCUGCGGAUGCACCGGCCUUUAAUGGUGCAAACAGAGGACCAGUAUGUUUUCCUGAAUCAGUGUGUUUUGGAUAUAAUCCGAUCUCAGAAGGACUCAAAAGCUGAUCUCAUCUACCAGAAUACAACUGCCAUGACAAUCUAUGAAAACCUUACACCAGUAACUGCAUUUGGAAAGACGAAUGGUUACAUUGCCUAAUUCCAAAGGAAAAACCUUUCCGGAGUGAACCCAACCGUCAGACCCACAGUAGAGGAAACAGCCCCGUGUCUAUGUCUAGUAUCUUAGUUCUUUGUUCUGUUUUGUUCGAACUAAUUGGAGGCUAUGAAGCUGCACAUGAUAAAAAACACACGGCAGAUAAGAAGUUGGGGCCCUCAGGGGGCUGUGGAUGGGUGGUGAACAGCUCACCCACAUUCCCAGAGGCAGUGGGAUGAGUUCACUUUUUUUUCUUCUUCUUGAGGAUUAUGGAAAACCAAGAAAAGUGAGCUAUGCUUUUUUUUCCCCCCCCCUUUUUCCUUCUUUUUUUCUUUCAAAACAGAUUCUUUUUAAAAAAGACUAUUUUAUAUGAUUCACACGCUAAAGCCAGAAUUGUGUUCGGUUGAAUAUAUUUGAAGUAUCAGAGGUCUAUUUUUACUUACUGUAGCUUGGAAUCUAGCUGAUGGAAAAUACAUAAUCAUGGGUGAUGAUCCUGUAGGGGGUGGGGCGUUUCUGGCGCCUCUCCCGCCUGGGUUUUCUAUUUUGAACAUGUGCCUUUUCUGAAUUAUGCUUCCACAGGCAAAACUCAGUAGAUAUCUCUA